UCGGACGUCCUCAUUUUCUGCCUGAACCAGUGCUUUUGUUUUUGUGAAGAACUGAGUCAAGUCUGUCCUGAGCUCACCGCCCACGUUCUUUCUUCAUCCUGAGCAGUUUGGUCACGAUCUCAGCUAACCUUAUGGGCCAUGGACACAAUGUUUCUCUUGUGACUUCGAAAAGCAUCCGACUUAAGUGGAUGAAAGAGGUUCACCUCCAUUUCUGCUCAUCAUGGGAGAGAUCAAAGUCUCUCCGGAUUACAAUUGGUUUAGAAGUACCGUUCCCCUUAAAAAGAUAAUCGUGGACGACGAUGACAGUAAGAUCUGGUCGCUCUAUGACGCCGGCCCCAGAAGCAUCAGGUGCCCGCUCAUCUUCCUCCCUCCCGUCAGCGGGACUGCAGACGUGUUUUUCCAGCAGAUCUUGGCUCUGACUGGAUGGGGUUACCGGGUGAUCGCUUUGCAGUAUCCAGUUUAUUGGGACCAUCUUGAGUUCUGUGAUGGAUUCAGAAAACUUUUAGACCACUUACAGUUGGAUAAAGUCCAUCUGUUUGGGGCAUCUUUGGGAGGUUUUUUGGCACAGAAAUUUGCUGAGUACACUCACAAGUCUCCGAGAGUCCACUCCCUCAUCCUCUGCAAUGCCUUCAGUGACACGUCCAUCUUCAACCAAACGUGGACUGCAAACAGCUUUUGGCUGAUGCCAGCAUUUAUGCUCAAGAAAAUAGUUCUUGGGAACUUUUCCUCUGGCCCAGUGGACCCGAUGAUGGCUGAUGCCAUUGACUUCAUGGUGGACAGGCUGGAGAGUUUGGGUCAAAGUGAACUGGCUUCAAGACUAACUCUCAACUGUCAAAACUCUUAUGUGGAACCUCAUAAAAUUCGGGACAUCCCUGUAACCAUCAUGGAUGUGUUUGACCAGAGUGCACUGUCAACAGAAGCCAAGGAAGAAAUGUACAAACUUUACCCUAAUGCCCGCAGAGCUCACCUUAAGACAGGAGGCAAUUUCCCCUACCUGUGCAGGAGUGCGGAGGUCAAUCUUUAUGUGCAGAUACAUUUGCUGCAGUUCCAGGGAACCAAAUACGCCGCCAUCGACCCGUCAGUGGUCAGUGCGGAGGAGCUAGAGGUGCAGAAAGGCCGCCUCGGCCUCAGCCAGGAGGAGCCGUAGAAGGCGCUCGACAGCCGAGCAGCGCGGUCUUGUACAAUCAGUUCAGGUUCGUCAGGCACACUGGUCCUAACUGUUUCGGAAGUAGGACUGAUGGUCAUCCUCAUGACGUGCAUCAGCUCUUCAAGCCAGUGUGACUGUCCCUCUCCAGGAUUGUUUGGUUUUGGUUUUGGUUUUUUUUAACUUUUGAAUUUGAAGAACUUUUAAAGACUCCCAUUUUAAGAAUUGUUAAAAUUUUGCUACCAAAAGUCUUCUCCACCGUUGUGUGUUCAUUUCAAAGGCUUGGGAUCAUGUGGCAUUUUUCUUUCUCUCUGUCUUCUUCCUGCUCUCUGUGUUCCUCACUGUAAGUGCUGCACCUCCAGACUGGAAGAGGAACACCAUUUAUUUUUAUGCUUUCUUGGGCAUAACCAGGGUGCCAAGGCCAGUAGCCUGCUGGCCACUCCCCCACAAAUCCACUACUUUGGUUUCCAGUUAAGCACACCAUUUUGCGUGUUAGCUGUUGUAUUUCUAGACAUUAUAGUCAUUUGGAAUAAAAAUUGAAUUUCAGUGA
Molecule: messenger RNA, 1694 nt
Organism: Peromyscus californicus insignis
Lineage: Eukaryota; Metazoa; Chordata; Mammalia; Rodentia; Cricetidae
Gene: Spg21
Product: SPG21 abhydrolase domain containing, maspardin
Exons: 10
Coding region: 221-1147 (308 amino acids)
Cellular component (GO): cytosol; trans-Golgi network transport vesicle
Molecular function (GO): CD4 receptor binding
Source: RefSeq, a predicted model, not a curated record